AUGGUAGAACCACCUCUCCGCCGAAAACGUGCGUUAUCGUUCGCUGGAUACUCCGAGCUCCCCAAGCUUUCUGGCAAUGUUCAUUUUGGACAGUUACCUACCGCCUUCCGAAUUCGUCAUCCAUCUUUCGUCUAUCCUGAUGGUGAUCCAGCUCUUGAUCAAGUCUUGGGGGGUUUUUCACAAAAGUUAAACAAUAAACAAAAUGGGGUUUUAACGUCUGAAGGCUCAUCAGAUAUCAAAGAUUUUGGAAUAAAUGGUCGUGAUUUACAUUCAAGAAACUCCUCAGUCGCUACAGUCGUAGACCAUCCACUACAUAGUUGUAUUUCGACUCCCGAAAUUUACCCUAAAGUACCAAGUUCCUGUUCUGAUUCAGUAACCAAACUGGCUCAACCACUUAGUUUAUCAUCCUCUAACUAUUCAGAUUAUAUUCUUCCUGAUAGUCCAUUGUCUUCGAAUCUUGUUAAACUCUACCUUGCCAAGGUUGCCACAUCAAAGCCUACUGAAUAUAAAUGCCCAAAUAAUUCCUCUCGAUCGAGAUCCCCACAGACUUCUGUACAGGAUGAUCCUCAUCGCUUACCAGAAUGUUUACAAAUCCACCUACCCACUCUGGCUUCUAUGAUUAUACCAGUAAAGCAGAUAAUUCGAGCGCAUACUAACCAGAAUAAAUCUGAGAUGAAGAAAUCGGACAAACUUGGAAAUUCAAUGAAUGUUUAUUUGAAUGGUCGAAAUGCCGUAACGGAUGCAAGCUAUUCUAGCGAAUACAGUGAUGGUGAACCAUGGGGACUCCCGCCUCUCUGUGAUCAUACUAACACUGGAUAUCUUUCAGAUAAUCACCUUAUAGAAGCUGUUUCUGAAGCAAAAAUGCUCAACAUGAGUAAACAACAAUUAGAAAUGCGCUUAAAUAUACGACCUGGUUCUAAGAGUAUCUCCUCUAGUCGCACACAAACAAAUUCAAGGGAGAAUUUGAAUCGUAAUUACUUAACACCGAAAUUUGAAUUCACUCACGUUUAUGAUGGCCUAAAAACAUCACCAAAUGCAUUUCCAAGUUCAAACAAAUCGUUUCCUAAGUUUCUGCAUAAUUCCCAUUCAAAUUUAAACCUCACGGACGAUGAUGUCAAUGGUGUAAAGUCAUCUGUUUGUUAUUCAGUUCCUGGUUCACCUAAUAUUAAUUCAAAAUAUUCUCAUUUAAUAAGACAGAGUAAUUCAAAUGAAUUCAACGAUGAUCUUCAUCAUAUUAAUAAUCCAACCGCCAUCAAUAAUAAUAAUGAUAAUAAUAAUAUUAAUAAUAAUAAUAGAAAUAAUCGAACAAGGCGAUUUGAACGUUUACGUGAUUUUUUGGGCACUUUUAAGAAUGAUAAUUUCUCUAAUACAGAUGAAGAUGAUCAUUACUUUUACAUGGAUCCAAAAUCUGUAGAACGUAGAAUGAAAUGUCAAGCUUCAAAUAUAAUUUUACCAGUAUCUUUCUAAUUCACUUCUUUAAUGUUGACAAAUUUCCUCUCAUUGUUAUUUCUUAUUUUCACUAAAUCAUCUGUCGCUAUUACAAUUCCUUUUCUAAUUGUAUUCGUAAUGUAUUUACCUUCGCGUCAUUUUAGAGUUAUUCAGUGUAUUAUUCUUUAGUUUGUAGAUAGAUAGCAAUCACAAACUUCAGUUUCUUGUACUUAUUUGUUACCUCCCUUUAUAUUCUAUGUAUC
This is a messenger RNA of Schistosoma rodhaini, 1691 nucleotides long. The record is from the annotation of a GenBank genome assembly. Lineage: Eukaryota; Metazoa; Platyhelminthes; Trematoda; Strigeidida; Schistosomatidae.